Molecule: messenger RNA, 1035 nt
Organism: Enterobius vermicularis (human pinworm)
Lineage: Eukaryota; Metazoa; Nematoda; Chromadorea; Rhabditida; Oxyuridae
Source: the annotation of a GenBank genome assembly
AUGCUUUCUGGCUACUUUUUCGUAUUCUACAAGUUUUCAGGCUUUUUUUUUUCACUAAGUUCACGCCUGUUUACGCUUUUCACUUUAACGGGUGCGCAACUUGUUAAAUUGGAAAUAUGGAGGCUAGUGACUCACUGUAUAUUCGAGCGGAACAUUGUACUGUUUUUAUUUGCUUUGUAUUCGGUGUAUCGAUCAGCUGUGUUGUUUGAGCCACUUUGGGGUAUUCAGGAAUUUCUGAGGUUUUUUGGUAUUGUUCAGAUCUUGUCAUCAUUUUUAGUCGCAGUUAUAUCUCUAUUGACUUAUGUGGUAAUCAAGGAUGACUUUUUCUUUUUUGACGUCCAGAUUUAUGGACCUGCCGCAUUCAGUGUCGCAGCUUUGGUUGCUGUAAAGCAGUAUUUGCCAGAUUCGAUACUCUUAACUACUCCAGUAGGUAGAUGUAAAAACACACAUUUGCCCGGAAUAGCUGUAUUUUGUGGCUGCAUUGCUGCUGCAUUUGGUUUUUUGCGAUGGAUUGCUGUUCUACAGAUCCUUUUCGGCAUCCAAAUAGCAUGGACGUAUUUGAGGUUUUAUCAGUAUCACGAUGAUGGAGAGCCGAGAGGCGAUCCCAGUGAUCACUUCGCUUGGGCUACUCUAUAUCCAUCGAAACUGCAGCCUUGCAUGAAUUCAAUUGCAUCUGUUUUCUAUAGAAUAUUAAUUAAGAUACGUUUAUGCAAGCCAAUAAUACGGCGUAUCGACGUAUCUCGACUUGAAUCUAUUAGUAUACUUCCAACUUCGCAAUCUAAAGAGGCAGAGCGAAAACGACAAAAGGCAAUAAGGGAUUUAACCGAACGUUUGAGCCGUUCGCAGAGAGAUGAUACGGGUAACUGGCCAGAGAUGGAAGUCGAGGGCGAAGAAGUUGAAACUAAGGAAAUGGCGUCUUCUGUAGAACUGGUAAAUUUCAAUUUUAAGUCAUCAGAAGGAGGAACUAAAGAUGAUUCAAGUGCCAGUAAAGUCGGCAAUACUGUGAUCGAAGCUAAGGAUAUGCAAGAAGAAUGA